Micropterus dolomieu (smallmouth bass) is the source of this 1501-nucleotide messenger RNA. Its product is annotated as semaphorin-4A-like. Gene Ontology annotation, molecular function: chemorepellent activity; semaphorin receptor binding. Gene Ontology annotation, biological process: neural crest cell migration; negative regulation of axon extension involved in axon guidance; axon guidance. The coding region runs from base 1 to 927 and encodes 308 amino acids. The transcript is spliced from 6 exons. The record is from RefSeq and is a predicted model, not a curated record. Lineage: Eukaryota; Metazoa; Chordata; Actinopteri; Centrarchiformes; Centrarchidae.
AUGAAACAAAAAGAAAAGGCAUCCCUCAGGUGUGGACUGGACAACGCUUCAGAUAGUGAAUUAGCAGAGGUGAAGAGGAGUUUCCUGACCAGCAACAGUGUAAAACCGGUCGGAGUCGGUCCACUUGCUGUUUCUUCGGGGCAGCAAUACAGUCGCGUGGCUGCCAUGAGGACUCAGGCAGCCGAUGGAAAACAGUAUACGGUCCUUUUCCUUCUGACAGAGUCCGGAUUCCUCCACAAAGUGGUUUUGCUUAAUCGGGGUGCACACAUCAUCGAGGAGAUUCAGGUCUUCAGACAACCUCAGCUGGUCAAAAACAUCAUCCUCUCCCCGUCCAAGGGAGUUCUGUAUGUGGGGACAUCGGAGGGGGUGACUGCUGUUCCUGUUGCCAGGUGCUCGAUCUACAGAUCCUGCAGCCAGUGUGUUCUGGCCAGAGAUCCUCUGUGUGGAUGGAGCCGGACCAGCAGGGUCUGCACUGGUCUGGACAGUCAUGAGAACAUGCAAGUGAAAGUUGCCUUUAUUACUCUGGUUCAAGAUCUGGAGGAUGGCAACGUGGAAGAGGAAUGUCUGAUUCAAACCCGGGUCAGCCUGGACACAGAAGUCGGUGUUCAUUUGAACGAAGCAGUGAGGCUUCAGUGUCAGAAGCCUUCCAACCUGGCCACUGUGACCUGGACAUCCCCCCGAUUCAGAAACCUGCCAGAGAAACUCUUCAUCCUGUCAGCUGAUGGCAGUUUGAGCUUCCUCGCCACCGCCGACACCUUCGGGAUUUAUCGCUGCGAAGCGGUGGAAGGCGGGUACAAGGAAGAAGUUGCAAGCUAUGCUGUCCGACAGAUUGCUCCUCCUCGCUCCAUGAGCCCGAUUCCAAUAACCGGUGAAAACCAUGUGGCCAACAACAUGUUAUGGUUUUGGUUGUGGUACUUCAUGUUUUAGUUGAUUUAUCACUUUGUGUCUGGAUAUAUAACAUAAAAUAAUAAACAUAAAAUAUUUAAAUAUAAAAUUGACAACAUAUAAAAGAGUAAUGAAGAUUAGCCUGGUCCCAAGCAGCUAAAUAGCCUGGUCCAAAAUAGUUUAAAAGCCUAGUCCCGAGAUGCUAAAUAGCCUGGUUCAAAAUAGCUUAUUAGCCUGGUUCCAAGUAGCUUAUAAGCCUGGUCCCAAGUAGCUAAAUAGCCUGGUCCAAAAUAGCUUAUUAGCCUGGUUCCAAGUAGCUUAUAAGCCUGGUCCCAAGUAGCUAAAUAGCCUGGUCCAAAAUAGCUAAAUAGCCUGGUCCAAAAUAGCUAAAUAGCCUGGCCCAAAAUAGCUAAAUAGCCUGGUCCAAAAUAGUUUAAUAGCCUUGUUCCAAGUAGCUUAUUAGCCUGGUUCCAUGUAGCUAAAUAGCCUGGUCCCAAGUAGCUAAAUAGCCUGGUCCAAAAUAGCUUAUUAGCCUGGUUCCAAGUAGCUAAAUAGCCUGGUCCCAAGUAGCUAAAUAGCCUGUCAUUAGGAAGUUUUGCGUGUCUGUAAACAACUA